AUGUCGACCAUGAAUGCUGUUCGUUUCCAUGGGCAGAAGGACAUCCGGUUCGAGCAAAUACCAGUUCCUGAACUCAAGGCUGGCUGGGUCAAAGUAAAGCCCAAGUUCUGCGGCAUAUGCGGAACAGACCUCCACGAGUACCUUGGUGGUGCAAAUCUUAUCCCAGAGCCUGGCAACCCUCAUCCUAUUACUGGCGAGACCUUGCCUUUGACGAUAGGUCAUGAAUUCUCAGCAAUAGUUGAAGAGGUCGGCGAAGGUGUUACACACGUUAAGAAGGGCGAUAGAGUCUGUGUGCAGCCUACUAUAUAUGAGGGCGAGUGUCGAGCAUGCAAGAGAGGGCUAGUCAAUUGUUGUGAUAAGAAUGGCUUUAUGGGGCUUAGUGGAUGGGGUGGAGGUAUGGCGGACUUUACCUGCGCCCCAGCUUCCGCUGUCAAGCCGCUACCUGACAACGUCUCACUCGAAGUCGGUGCCUUGAUCGAGCCACUAGCUGUUGGGUGGCAUGCCGUGGCUAUCUCACCCUACAAGGAGGGUGACAGUUGUCUAGUGCUCGGAGGCGGUCCCAUUGGAUUGAGUGUGGUCCAAGCACUGAUUGGUAAGGGCUGCAAGAACAUCAUUGUUUCAGAGGUUUCGAAGCGCAGACGAGAAUUUGCGCAGCAGUUUGGAGCACACCAUACCCUCGAUCCUACCGCAGUAGAUGUGGUAGAGGAGGUCGACCGAUUGACCAAUGGAGAAGGAGCUGACGUUGGCUUUGAUGCUGCUGGUGUGCAGAUUGCGGUCGAUUCAGCUUUCAAGGCCAUCAAAGCUCGUGGGACACUCGUAAAUAUUGCUGUGUGGGAGAAGCGAGCAACUCUUCAGAUGAAUGAUAUUGUCUUUCGGGAACGAGCAUAUAUGGGUGUCGCUACGUACGCGCUCGGUGAUUUCGAACAAGUUCUCGAAGCUAUCUCGUCUGGUAGAAUGAAGCCUGAAGGCAUGAUCACGAAGAAGAUUGCAAUGGACAAAAUUGCUGAGGAAGGCUUCAAGGCUUUAAUUGAGGACAAGGACAAUCAGGUCAAGAUCCUGGUAGACCUAGACGCUCCAGUAGGAGCAUGA
Lithohypha guttulata is the source of this 1089-nucleotide messenger RNA. RefSeq lists its product as uncharacterized. The record is from RefSeq and is a predicted model, not a curated record. NCBI's taxonomy places the organism in Eukaryota, Fungi, Ascomycota, Eurotiomycetes, Chaetothyriales, Trichomeriaceae. Gene Ontology annotation, cellular component: cytoplasm. Gene Ontology annotation, molecular function: (R,R)-butanediol dehydrogenase activity. The transcript is spliced from 2 exons. Bases 1 to 1089 code for a protein of 362 amino acids. Gene Ontology annotation, biological process: butanediol biosynthetic process.